Messenger RNA from Ornithodoros turicata, 1218 nucleotides. RefSeq lists its product as uncharacterized. The transcript has 2 exons. The record is from RefSeq and is a predicted model, not a curated record. Lineage: Eukaryota; Metazoa; Arthropoda; Arachnida; Ixodida; Argasidae. Bases 1 to 1218 code for a protein of 405 amino acids.
AUGCCUAACAGCAACGUUCCAGAGAAGCUUCAGGCCAAGCGGACAGCGAGAAGAACGCAAGCAACGAAGACUAUUAACGAAGCUACCGCUGCGCUUCAGGACCAGAGUGCCACAGCAGAGAAUACCACCGCCCUACUAGAGAAGCUCACGACAUGCAGCAAGCAGCUUUACGUUUUGGAUCGGGAAGUGGAGGACAGCAUCGCUCCUGAAGCGUUCAGAAGUGAAUACGACUCUGUUCUGCAGUAUGAAGAAAGGAUAACAGAGUGCAUCAUCCCUGACCGUAGUACCGGAGUCAGGCUGCAACGCCUUCAACUGAGGAAGUUCCGCGGAGAGUUUACAGAAUGGCAGCCGUUCAGGGAUCAGUUCAAGGCCAACGUGCACGACAACAGGAAUUUAACCAAGUCGGAUAAAUUCCAUUACCUUCGAUCGUUGUUGCUCGGAACAGCGGAGGCAGCCAUAUCAGGACUGCAGACGACCGAAGCGGCGUACGACGACGCUAUCGCUUUGCUCACUCAACGGUUCGGAGACCGGCGAAGGCUUGAGGAACAGUACCUAGGGAAGCUUAGAACGCUUCCACAUGUUAAGUCUUCAACGGACACGUGCGGUUUGCGAAAACUCCACGACUACGUGCAGACGAACAUAUGCGGUUUACGCUCUUUAGGCAUACCAACAGUGACUUACUCUUCGAUGAUGACGCAAAUCCUACUGGCCGCAAUACCGUCCGACAUAGUGCUCGAGUACCAUCGUUUGAACCUCCGGAGCAUACAGAGAGACGCCGCAACACCAGCAGAACACGAAGUCGCCACGUUACAAGAUGAAGGCGCUGCCUCCACAGCUUCCGCAGAACUGAAGAAGGUGUUGGCUUUCCUGAAGGCGGAAGUUGAAAGCAGAGAAAGGAGUGGACUUUGCGACCGCCAGGAUCAGAAACCGUCCGGCCAACGGAAGACUGGAGCAGAAGGUCAUGCCAGUGCACCCUCGGCUUUCGCGUUGCACAACCAAAGUGUCCCGACGAACUGCCUCUUUUGCAAGGCGAAGUCUCACGCCACUGAGAACUGCAACGCAGACAUGUCGCAGGAAGACAAAAAGACGACGUUGGCCAAGUACAGGCGCUGUUUUCGGUGCACGAAGGCGUUCCACAAUUCAAAGGAAUGCCGUUACAAGGGAAGGUGCUCAAAAUGCAGAGGAAGACACGUUGCCACAAUGUGCGACCACAACUGA